ACACACAGGAGAUGCGUCCCAUUGUGCGCCACGCUCCGCUCUGUAACACUAUACUUGCACACAAACACACACUGUGCUAACAUCUUGCAUGGAAAGACUUAAUGAUGGUGCAUUUAAACAUGAAGUGCUGAGCAAAUUUUCAAAACAACUGUCCUUAUUUGUUUCAGAGCAUACAGAAACAUGAUGUGGUUAGUGGUACCUUGACUUACAAGUGAACCGACCCGUUUUUUGAGAUACGAGGCAUCUCUUGGCUGAUUUUGUGUGUUUGCCUUGAACAUUUAUGUGCUCGUGCACAAAUCUGAGUUGCAAACAAUAGAUGGUGAUGCAUUUCGCUACAAGCCGCAAAUACGCAGAUAAAAAAAGAGACCAAGCUUCAACUGUUUAUUGCCACUCUCAUUUGGGGUUUACUGUAAAAGUAAAUUUAAAACAAAAAUGUAUUUCAUUUAAAUCCAAACUACAGUAUUAUCAGUCUGCUACAGUAGCUGAAUGCUAACACACAUUGCAUAACGUCAUAGAUAGGCUAAUAAAACUAGCAUCAAUGUUGCUGAGUUAUAACACUGUAGUAACUAAUAUUUGAACAAAAUCUGCCGCAACACAUUUCGUUAGACAAUAUAACAAAUUCUAAUUCUUUAUCCUCUGUGAAAAAGGGCUACUAUUUUUGCAGCUUAGCAGUUGUGACCGUCUUCUUCAUAUAUAGGUAUUUAUUAUACUGUGCCCUGUUGGCCAAAGUGCACACACUAAAAGUGGCACAAUGAAUUCAAGAAGGAAUUUAUGAUGCAGAAACUGUUUAAUGCUUUACAUUCUAUUGAAAGACUGUAAUCCAUCGCUAUAUCGCGAUUCAUAUAUUGUGGAUUUAGUGCAUCGUACUUUUAAAACAAAUCAUAUUUAUAUUGCUGAUAAUCCGCCACAUCAUGAGAUUUCUUUACAGUGGAACCUCGAUAAAACGGAUAUCGGAUAAAACGGAUCGUCGGGACUAACAAUGUGUACAAAAAUACUUAACAUUUGUCACUUAAAAUUCCAUUGACAAAGUCUGUUAGUUCCAGAAUCGGCCGCUGUUGUUUACUGGCGAUGUGGCGCAAUGCAGGCAGAGAUUGGGACCGACGUAUUUCCAGCUCAGAGAUCGCCAAUAAUACUACAUCCUCUCGGUGCCUACGUUGCAGCCAUUUUGAAUGUGGGCCAUUUCAGGGUGGCCAUGUGAUGAUGGGUACAUCUAUUGUAUAUUGAGCAGAAAGAGAGCGGCAUGGCGCGGCGUUAACUCUUUGGAGUACAAAACAACUUUUUGGGGUGUGGAACAUGCUAUUUCUGGUACAGUAAAACAUUUUUAAUUUUUAUUUUUUAAGCCAUUCGCCUUUGGCAACAGAUUUGAACUAGGAAGCACACUAAAUCCUGAAAGCGACUUGCACAUGAUGAGUACUGUACGUCAAAGUCACCAUGACCAAGCACAUCAGCAUGGUAAGUUUGAAUAAAAUGUGAACCUUUUAAACAUUUUCAAGCAUAAUUUUAAUAUUUAUUUACAAUAACUUUAUAUAGUACUGGGCGUUUUAGGCCUCGAAAAAAAACCCUCAAAAACAAUUUUGUACUGUACAGUAAUAUGGGUACAUAUGAUAAAAAAAAAAAAAAAAGGUUUCAAUGUAACGGACAAUUGGCUAUAUGGGACGCCCCUAGCCCCUAUUAGUCCGUUCUAUCGAGGUUCUACUGUAUAUAUUUUUAUUGUCAUGGUAGAAUAAGUAUUUUCUAGCCUAAAACAUAAAAAAACUAGUGAUAAUGAAAAUUCAUUAAAACACAUAACAAGGAAUAGAAUAGUGUGUAUGCGCGCGAGGCGAGAGUUUGUCGAUGGUGUACGUAUCUCAGUAACCGUGUUUCUUUAUCAAUAAAUGUGAGAGAAAUGUCUCGUUGUAUGUCAUUGGAAGACAUUGCAAUACUUCGUCAAGCCCUACGAUGCCGCCCAGACAAGGGCAGCUAGUAGCAGAGGAAGAUGGUAGCUCACUGUAUAUGUUUUUACAAAAUACUGUAGAGCAAAAAUGUUCUUAUUAAAAGCCACAUCCAAAUUUUUGUGGUGUUUUAUGGGUGGUGGAACGGAUUAAUGUCAAUUGCAUUAAUUUCAAUGUGUAAAAUUAAUUUGCUAUCCAAGUAAAUUGCAUUACGUGUGGUCACGAAACAAAUGAAACUUGGAAGUCAAGGUCCCAUUGUAUUUCAAUUUUAUGUUACCAUAUUUUUUUAUUUAGUUUUUAACUUUACACAGUGUUUGCAGCCCACUCUGCUCAUUUUGUGUCAAGCCAUAGUUGUGUAUAGUGUUUUCCCGCUGUGGCGAUUCAUCGAUAAGCACCCCAGCCAUAUUGUGGAUUAUUCUUUUUUAGCGAUCAUUUGUUUACGGGUCUUUUACAGUAUUCACUCAGCAAGUCCGAAUUUAGAGUUGCGCGGCAAUAGUGUAGUACCACGUUGUGCCGCAACAUGCCGGGCAGCACUGAGGUCUACUGGACGAGAUGCAGCGUAAUUAAGAAAGGCAGACAAGGUCCCCGCCUCAUCUCCAUAGCGACAGCGACAGAUCCAAAUUUUUCAUAAUGGAAAAUUUUCCAUUAUUUUGUAUUGUUUUUCCAUCUUGUAUAACUUUCAUUACCAUGCUGCUAAAACUGAUUGCACAACAGUCAGUUUCACAUGAGAGCCACAACCUCCAUGUUUGCAGAAGUAUAAAAGUCAUAGUUCAUAGUCACUGUACCGGUUUAUUGCAAUGUGGUCAGUACAGUGAGCGAAGCCAAUCGUAAUAAUGUUGCACGUUAUUAGGAUUUAACAUCAUUCACACAUUUAACCUUGCAUGCAUAAACAAGUUCAGGGCUGCCCAACUCAAUUACUAGAAACAGUUCUCAGUGUGAUACAGUGCAGUUGUACGCAAUGUAAACUAUUAACACAAUGAUAAGUGCUUUACCUCUCUGACAGUGUCUAUUAAAAGUGAGAAUUAUUAUCUUUGUAAAAGCACAUAAUCAUUUUCAAGUUUGGCUCAGUAACACCCCGUGGAAAUGUUCAACACACUAUGUCGGCGGAUAAACACUGUAUUUGGCAACCAAUUCAAGUGCGGCCACGGCGGCCAUUCAUGGCGAGCACGUCAUAGCUGUGUGAAAACGUGAGGUGCGUUCAGGGGCAAUGUGUAAAUGGAAGCGAAUGUGUUCUCCGUAGUUCUUUUGUAAGGGUUAGGUUUGGGUAUUGUGUGCAUUUUGUUUGCAGUUAAAUCCUAUUUGAAUGAAAACUUUUGCAGCCUUAUUUUUGGAGGGACUGAAUUGUUCCUGAACACAACACAGAACAGCCCUCUCAAAACCAGUUGAGUUCAAGCAGUUGUGACAAAUGGUUAUGAAGCGUGCAGUAAUUAUUUAUCCUCUGUGUAUUUUGACAGAAGAAUGGAAGAGAACUCGGAACUGAUUUUAAUUGUAAAAAUAAAUGCUUAAUAGGUAUGUCUCCUUGAAAAUGCAGCACAGACAUUUCCUCCUAUUUGGAUGAGAAUACCAAUUAUCGAAUUAUCGAAAUAUUAACACUUUGCACAGGCUAACCUCCUAACAAACGCUCAAUUUCUGUUUGUAGGCUGCCUACGGACAUGCGUGAACAUUUUACAAUCAAUCGACCUAUGGCAAAAUUAUUUUUGACCUAAUGGUUAGCACAUCUACCUCACAGUGCCGACGUUCAGCGUUCAGAUUUCAGCUGCGGCCUUCCCGUGUGGAAUUUGCACAUUCUCCCUGUGCUUUCCAAAACAGGCAUGCUCAUUAAUCCUCUAAAUUGUCCAUAGGUGUGAAUGCUUAUUUGUCUAUAUGUGCUCUGCAAUUGGCUGGUGACCUGUCGAUGGCGUACAUCGCCUCGCGCCCAAAGUGCAGCUCACUUGCGCCCUAAAUGAAGACAAGUGCUAUAGAAAAUGGACGCAAUAAUGUCAGCUCUAUGGUAGUAUUGUCCAACACUUAUCCAUAUAUAUUUUUUUAUGUUUUUGAAAGUGGAAAACAUCUGAACAGAGAUUCAAAUGAAUUCAGGCCACCCUUGAAUUCAUUAAGCUUAUUCAAUUAGCCACAGCAAAUCCUCACGGUAACUCCAGGCCCUGUUUUGUUCUCGCUUGAUGGUGUUGGUUGGAUGUAACAUCUUCAGUGUGUCCAAUAGACGGGUAGCAGGUGUGUGAACAAAGCAGAUGGAGGAGGAGGAAGAGAAGAGUGACAGCCCUCGUCCUCCAGUCAGCAUCAUGUCAAUGCCCAACUCCGAGAACGCUUCCACCCUGGAGAACGCCAUGCAGCUCAUGAUCCAGACCUUCCACAAGUAUUCCGGCAAUGAGGGAGACAAAUACACGCUGAGCAGGGUCGAGCUCAAGGAGAUGCUCACCACCGAACUGGGAAACUACCUCGGGAACAUCCAAGAUAAGGAGGCGGUGGAUAAGGUCAUGGGCGACCUGGACUCCAACGGGGACGGUGAGGUGGAUUUCACUGAAUUCAUCAUCCUGGUGGGCGCUCUCACUGUGGCCUGCAACGACUUCUUCCUGGAGUUCAACGAAAAGCCGGCAAAGAAGAAGUGAACAGCGUCCGCACGCACUCCCUUCUCAGGGAAGAAAAGUAAACACACACAACAUACACACACACACACACGCAACAUGUGACAUACUGUACAUGCGUAAUAGUGAUUUGAGUGACACCUUUUGUCCUUCUGUUGUCUGCAAUGUCCCUUUCAAAUCAUGUUUACAUCAGUCUCUUGUUUCUGUUCAUGCAUUUUGUAACACAUUCAAGCUGUGGAAUUCCCCCCCGGAAAGAAUAAAUGUGAUCUU
Molecule: messenger RNA, 4783 nt
Organism: Phyllopteryx taeniolatus (common seadragon)
Lineage: Eukaryota; Metazoa; Chordata; Actinopteri; Syngnathiformes; Syngnathidae
Gene: s100t
Product: S100 calcium binding protein T
Exons: 4
Coding region: 4160-4537 (125 amino acids)
Molecular function (GO): transition metal ion binding; calcium ion binding
Source: RefSeq, a predicted model, not a curated record